AUGGGGCUCACAGAAGUAGAAGCAGCGAUAAAGCUGCAGGCAUUCACUCGAGGUGUAAUGAGUAGGAUAAAAGUCGCCGGUAUGCUUGGUUCCGUUAUCGAGGGUAUGCUGGAGGAGCAAGCGCCACCAGAUUCGAGAGAUGAUGGUAGUCAUUUUGGCAGUGUGGUCGACAUCGGUGAUGAUAUGAGUUUGGCAUCUGAUGAUUUCAACGCUGAUGAGUUGCAAGAAUACCUCGAGAGAAAGUAUGACGCACCAGCUGAAGAACCGUUGGCACCCGACGAUGAAGCAGAGAGGAUUGUUCGUCCAUCUGAGCGAAAAGAGUCCUGGAUUGUUCACAGUCCAUCGCAGGAGAAAACAAAACUUGGGACUCAGCCUUCAACUGAACGACGCGGUAGUGUGGGUGGUGUGAAGGAACGAGCGAGCAUUUUCAAUAGCUCGACUAGCAACAUGGAAACUGGAGAUGAUCUUGACUUCAAUCAUGGUACGCCUCCGGCGCAAGAUAAACAAAAGGUGAAGAAAAUCGGUGAAACCGUGACCAAACUCCUUAGUCCCAAGCGCAUGUCGGAUUUACCUUCUCCAUCAAGCAGACUAAAGAAUGCAAUACCCACGUCUGUUAGGCGAAACUCGUCGGCCAUACUAGACAAGGUAUCAGAUUACAAGACGUCCUUGUCGCCAAAAAUGGAGAGAAAGAAGAGGAACUUCCAAGUUCCCCGACGCAACUCUGACGCUUUCAUGGACAAGGUGACAGUAUUCAAGGACUUUGGUGACAAGAUGAAAACCGCGAAAGAUGCAAUGUCACAAAAAAAAAAAUUCAACAAGAAAAAUAAGUCGAAUUACGAUAUUGACACCCACAGCACUCCGAGGGCCAAAGACCUGCGAAAGAGCAUUGAAGCGGGUCUCUUCUUUCAGAACAUGGAGCUCCCAAAGAUUCAACCUUUGGAUGAACCAGAAGUUGAAGGUAUCAAAGCAAAGAUUGCACAACUAGGAUUCGACAAAGCCCGAACCGAUCCUGUCGAAGAGCUAAUCAAUAAGGAGCGAAAGGUGGAUGUUGCUGCUCGCCAAUACCUCCUGCAUAGUGCUGCGACAAAAAUUCAAGCUGUGGGUCGCGGUUUUCUGCAUCGUAAGAAGGACCAGGAGGCGAUGACGAGGGUGCAAAGAUGGUUGCAACAAAAUCAAGAUAUUCAAAAGGCAUUGACGGGAGAUCCAACAGAGAUAUCGGAGGAAGAGAGAGCAAGGGCAGUUGAAGAAUUUGCGAAAACCAUUGAAUGCCUCGUGCCCCCGGAACUAACAAGAGGUGCGAGCAGAGCUGCCGGUAUGGGAGUUUCUUUUGUUGCGGUGACGAAAAAAUUAUCAGUGCGAGAGCAAUCAAGACGGGAUGUGGGGGCCGAGCAUCCGUACAAAGCAGCAAGUUUCUCCACGCUUAAGAAGGCAUUUAACAACACCCAAGAAGAAGAAGCAACACCUGAGACUGCUGGGCAAGAAUCGAAGAAGAAACCAUCCAUCCGCUCGCGUCAAGAGCAGAUGAAUGCUGCUGCAACAAGUAUCGAAAAAAUUGCUAGGGGGUACUUAGUCCGAAAGUCAAAUUUUGGAGCAGCUGUUUCCGCACUCAACUGGCUCAAGGAAUACAAACUUCUGGAUGAACUAGAAGCAACAAAGAAACGUUUAUCUCAUGAUCAAAGCAAACUUGAUGGAGCUCUGGAUGCAAUCACCAAAGUGCAAUCGCAAUUACAUGGCUCUGCUACCAAGAUCCAGGCUAUUACUCGAGGUUACAUUGUCCGCAAGUUUGAUAUGAACACGAUGAUGAAUGUAAUGGAGUGGGUCAGGGCUUGUAAAUUGGAGAUAGAAGAAGAACAAGCUCCCCAGACCGAAGAGCUAGAGGACACAUGGGUAUUCCUCGAAAAUGCAAAUCGAUGGAUUCGUGAAGCCGAGAAACGACGGUCACAGCAGGUAGAUGCAGCUGUUGAUGACAAGAUCCCAGUUGAAGAACUGGAUGUGAAUGAGUUGUUAUCAACAUGGGAAUUCGUAAAACGAGACAAGUCGUCAGAAUCGUCGCAGGAACCGAAUGAGGAUCCAACCGACGAGGAUCUAAACAGACUACAGACUUGGCUGACGGAAAGUGAUUAUCCGUAUGUUUCCUCGUCUGACGAAGAUAUGCAACAGCUUUGGGCAUUCUUGGGCUCGACCGGAGUAAGUGUAGACAAAUUUCGCGGAGAAAACUGGGAUGAGGGCCAGAGUGCAGGCAUUAGCAUUGAGUAUAUUGACGAAGACCUUUCAAGAUUCUACGGGAUGGUGCCUUCAAUAAAGGCCUUGAUCGCGUACUGGAGUUUUACUCGAAAGCAUGACAUCGAGACUUUGGCUGCUACUCGCCAAGAGCUCGACGAGGAGAAAGGUCCGGAACAGCCUACGGAAGAAACAAGUCCAGUUCAAACUGAAAAAGAAUUGAAGCCUGAAAAGUCCGAAUCAAAACCAGUUGAAACUGAAAAAGAAGACGAGUCCGAAUCAAAACCAGUUGAAACUGAAGAAGACGAUUCCGAAUCAAAACCAGUUGAAACUGAAAAGAAAGACGAGUCCGAAUCAAAACCAGUUGAAGUUGAAAAUGAAGAAACUAAAACUGUUACCGACACAGCCUCCGACAGCGAGGGUAGCGUCGAGCCGCCAAAGCAGCCUAUGGUAAAACCGAAGAGGAGAACUGCUACUAAUAUUGAUGGCAUGAUGUCAUCCUUGAAAUGGCUCAAGAAGAAGGGGCUUGACCUAAAUCGAAUUAGUGGUGGAACAAGUAUUGCCAGGGCAAAGGCACCUGCAGCAUCAGGCACUCUUGCCAAAUUGCAGCAGAUGCAAGGCAAGGGCGCAAGUAGUUCCAAGAUACCAGAUGCGGGUCCGAAAAUGUCGAGUGCACUGAACUGGCUCGAGAAGAAGGGAUUAGACAUUAGUGAAAAUGUUUCGAAGCAGCUGGCUGCAGAUCCAACCCCCGAGGAGAUGACUGCAGUCGUGACGAGGAUGGAAAACAAGAAGGGUACCAAAAUCUUGAAGGCGCCGACUGCUGAAGAGAUGAAACAGACUAUGAAUUGGUGGAAGAUGCAAGAGUCAGUUAAAAAGCUGCAGAAGAAGAAGAAGAAGAAGAAAGCAAAAAGCAAAAAGGCAGAGACGGCGAAUCGGAAACAAGAAGCCAUGGACGAUAUUACACUCAAACCGCCGGCCCUCGCUUCAACAGACAGCAUGCAAUAUGCUUUAGCCUUUCUCCAAAAAACUGGAAAGGCAAACGGAGCCACAAACUCAAACAGCGGGAUCGAGAAAACUUUUGAAUUGAUGAAGAAGCAGGUUGAAGUAAAGAGGGAAUCAGAGAUAGCAUCAAGCCCUGAAAAAAAGCCGGCAGAAACAAAUCCUUCAUCUAACACAACGAAGGAGCCUUUAGAAAGUCAUUUUUAUGAGGCAGACGCAUUAGAGUGGUUGAAUACAGGAGAUGCUGAUAUACAAGAAGCUGCAUACUUCCAAAAGCUGGACAAAACUCUGCCUGGGAAAGAGACGCAAACAAAUCAGCAGAGAGCCAAGGAGAUUGCAAAAGCAAUGAAAUGGGUUGACAAACAGGGCUUCUUCGACGCCGAGGAGGAGGAAGAGAAGACCAACACCAUUAGCGAGGGAGCUGAGUCGAUCAGUGGCAGCGAUGACGACGAACCACCAAAGCCCCUUGCACCGCCCAAGGCUGUACAGAAAAAGGUUGAUGCAAAGUCAUCUAAGAAAAGCAAAAAAGAGGAAGUGCCCAAAACUUCAAAAAGCAAAGGGUCGCGAUCAAGGUCCAAAUCAAAGAAGGAAUCGAAACCACGGUCGCGCUCUCCAAAACCAAAGGAAUCAAGAUCAAGGUCCCCAUCAAGAUCGAGGUCCGCAUCUAGAUCAAUCUCUCCAGCACGGGCUGCAACGAAAAAGAAGAAGAAAAGUAAAGAUGGGAAGUCUUCAAAGAAUGCAGCAUUGCCGAGUGUGAAGUCGAUGCUCUCUCCAAGAAAGAAGAAAAAGACUUUGAUGGCAAUGAAAACAGGAGAACAGAAUCCGGAGAGAGACUAUGAACUCGCAGUCGUUUGGCUGACUUCUCGCGACGAAACAAUGGAAGAUGCGAAGUAUUUCAAAAAGCUCGAUGGCAUGGUUCCCCAGAAUCCUGAUCAUUCAACAGAGGAAAGAGCGAGGGAACUUGUAAAGGCUUUGAAUUGGGUGCGGCGAACUUCGGAAAAGAACAAGAAAAAACAAUCAGAUGAUGUGCCUAAACCAGCGAAAGUGAAAAAGCCCGCCAAAAUCAUGAAGUCUCCGAAGGGUCAAUCUUCGAAGAAAAAGGUGAAGCUAAUAAGGAAGGAGGACGACAAAGACAAGCCCAUGCUAAAUUUGAAAGACCUUGUUAAGGUGCAGAAGACGAGAAAGGCUGAAAGUGGCGACGUCGUCAAGACGUCUGAAUCAACGCCAGAACAAGAUUACGAAAACGCUCUCAAUUUCAUAAGAAUCAAGGAAGAAGGCGGGGACGUUAUGGGAUGCGAAGAUGCCAACUAUUUCAAGAAGUUAGACAAUAUGCUUCCGAAGAAAGGGACUUCAGAGGAGCGCGCCAAAGAGAUGGUCAAGAUGAUUGGCUGGUUAAGAAAGAAGGGGAAAGCGUAG
This is a messenger RNA of Cylindrotheca closterium, 4635 nucleotides long. The record is from the annotation of a GenBank genome assembly. Lineage: Eukaryota; Bacillariophyta; Bacillariophyceae; Bacillariales; Bacillariaceae.